Messenger RNA from Phytophthora sojae, 620 nucleotides. RefSeq lists its product as hypothetical. Bases 19 to 582 code for a protein of 187 amino acids. Lineage: Eukaryota; Oomycota; Peronosporomycetes; Peronosporales; Peronosporaceae. The transcript has a single exon. The record is from RefSeq and is a predicted model, not a curated record.
UGCAAGCUUCCUGCAAGGAUGAACCCCUCCUCACUGCGAGAAGACGAGCAACUGGCAACGCUGGAGGAGCUCUUUGAGUUCAUCGACUGCUGGGUGAGCCCCGACGUGUUCUCGGAUAGCAUUAGCAUCGACUGCGAGUCCAUCAAGAGCGUCAGUGGCUGCUGUGAGCCCAUAACGUUAUGCUCGAUUGAGAGCAAGAGCUCGGAGCACGGAUCGCCAACUACAGUCGACCAAGCCACCCCCUCAACCACCAACUCAAGUUCAGCCGUACCGGCCAAGCCAAAGCGGAAGCGGGUCCGCACGGGCUGGAGCUCCUCCACGGGGCUGCAGCGCCGCAAGAGGGCCGAGUUACAGUUCCUCCGAGAGCACGUGCGAGACCUCGAGGCGUACGCAGAAAAGCUCAAGGCGCGGACCGGCCUGGUCCGCGUGACAGAGAACAAGGCGUGCGAUUGGCAAGAGCUGGCCGUGGCUGAAUACAGGGAGCGGCAGAAGGCCGAGGAGACGAACCGAGCGCUGCGGAGGAUCAUGGACAACCAGCUGCAGCUCAGCGCCGCUCUAAAGCUCGCCGCUGAGCGCGUAUAGAAAGAUAAAUGAAUAAAUAAAUACAUGAAUGAAUAGCC